Molecule: messenger RNA, 1767 nt
Organism: Sorex araneus (European shrew)
Lineage: Eukaryota; Metazoa; Chordata; Mammalia; Eulipotyphla; Soricidae
Product: endogenous retrovirus group K member 10 Gag polyprotein-like
Exons: 2
Coding region: 1-1767 (588 amino acids)
Biological process (GO): viral process
Molecular function (GO): structural molecule activity
Source: RefSeq, a predicted model, not a curated record
AUGGAGGCGCGGGGAGCUGCUGUCGGGCAGGGACAGUUAACCAGAUUUAUAAAAUUUGUAAGAGAAAUAUGCCCUUGGUUCCCAGAAGACGGGAAGUGGAGGCUAUUAUGCCGUGACGGAUCUCGUGAUAGCCUUCGGAGAAUAAAAUCUGACACUCAGAUUGAUAAAAACUUAGAGCAGAAUGCUACUGCAGAACUUCAUAUUUAUGACACCUCUGAGCAAGGAUGUGAGGAAAACAAUAAACCUGUAAUCCAGAAACUUUACCCUGCUUUACCUGAGGAAGUGAGUGAGGAAGAAUGGCAACAAUUCAAUGACCAAGUAGAAGGUUGUAAUGGGGAAAUUAUUGGAGCAGCUCAAACUAUUUCGUUACUGACUCAGCUCAGGAACGAAAUUCAGAAUAUUGCUGAAGCUGUACGAAGAUUGCAGGAACCCUUGCAAGGGAAUCCUGAUUUUGAGAGAGCUUUCCAAAGAACUUUUCCACCUCUUAAUGAUGAGGAGGAGUUUCCUCCUACUCCCCCAGGAACUUUUCCUGAGCCAUACAAUUCUGAGCAAAAAGGGGGACCCCCUGAAACAAAAAACAAUAAAACCAUUGUAGAACCUCUCUUGAAGGUUCUUCCUUCUGCCCCUCCAUUUUCAGACCCAAUAAAAAUUCAGGCUCCUAAAAAGGAGAUGGGACCCAUUGUCUCAUGCGGUGCCCCAAAGUUACAGAAAUUUGCAGGCGCCAUUCAGCAAUCCGUCUCCUUACCUAUGUCUGUGCCUAAAAGAACGGGCAUGGAUGAGAUAAUGUCUCCGUUACAAUUGACAUUACAUGAGGCCAGGCAAGCCGGAGAAACUUUAGACGGUUUUGAAGAAGCCAGACUGGCUUUCCCUGUGACUGAAGUGAAUGGCCACAGACAAUAUCAUGUUUUACCUUUUAAACAAUUGAAGGAAUUAAAAAGUGCCUGUGAUCAGUACGGACCAAACGCUCCUUUUACUGAGACAAUUCUUUUCAUGAUUGCCCAAGAGGCUCUCCCACCUUAUGAUUGGAAAACUAUUGCAAAAUCUGUUUUAAAUGGAGGGGAUUUUUUAGCAUGGAAGUCAGAAUAUGCUGACUUGGCUACCCGGCAAGCAACUAUAAAUCAGAGAAAUCAGAUUGGAAUUGACUUUGAUAUGCUUACGGGAACGGGAGCCUACCUGACUCCCGACACCCAACUAAAUUUUCCCGUCCAGUACUAUGAACAGGUACGAGAUAUUGCAAUGGGGGCGUGGAGAAAACUCCCUAAAGGAAGGGGCUCUCAACGUACAGCAGAGUUGUCAAAAAUCAGACAGGGACCAGAUGAGCCAUUCGCAGAUUUUUGCUCUCGUUUAGUCCAAGCCGCUUCUAGAAUGAUAGAGGAUGAAACUGCUGCACAAAUUAUAGUAAAGCAGUUAGCUUUUGAAAAUGCUAACACAGCAUGCCAGGCUGCUAUUAGGCCAUGGAAAAACCAGUCAAAUCUCAGUGACAUGAUCAGGUUGUGUGCAGAUAUAGGCAGUAGCUACAUACAAGGCAUGAGUUUUGCUGCUGCUAUGAAAGGAGUGCCUCUGGUUAAUAUCGUGCAAAAACAAUUCGGUCGCGGCUUAGGACGGAGAGCUAUUGGGGCUCCAGGAAAUUGCUUCGGUUGUGACGCUGACUCUCCUAUCUGGAUCCCAGAACGACUCAUUCGACAUGCCGAGGGAAUUUCUCCGUUUGCAACACCGCUUGGGAAGUUUGUGACUGGGCACCAUCCAAUGACAGGUGUGAACCUGUAA